Poeciliopsis prolifica (blackstripe livebearer) is the source of this 7145-nucleotide messenger RNA. It is a transcript of the gene hcn2b, whose product is annotated as hyperpolarization activated cyclic nucleotide-gated potassium channel 2b. The transcript has 8 exons. Gene Ontology annotation, molecular function: voltage-gated potassium channel activity. Gene Ontology annotation, cellular component: membrane. Gene Ontology annotation, biological process: transmembrane transport; potassium ion transport. Lineage: Eukaryota; Metazoa; Chordata; Actinopteri; Cyprinodontiformes; Poeciliidae. The record is from RefSeq and is a predicted model, not a curated record. Bases 180 to 3356 code for a protein of 1058 amino acids.
CCAUGUCAUGUCAUCAUCUUUAGAUCUUUAUUGCAGACAUACAAUAAAACAGCUGACAGUGUGCAGCCAUAGUAACGCCACGCCGCUCCUCUCCCUGAAGUGAUGUGAAUGGAAAGUGGAGAGCUGCUCCUCCUCUCUCCAGGUUCGAGGUAUAAAGGGAGUCUCCUCCUGCCGGUGUGAUGGACGAGGAGGAGCCCAGAUUCCAGCAGCCUCUGGCGCCUCCAGUAUCUGCCAGACUGAGCGGACGCGCGGAUGAUGGGAGCGGCUGGGGGGCCGAGAUGAAGAGAUUCACGCUCGGAGGCGGGGCCGCGCGCAAAAGCUCCAGCAAUAACAACGAGCUGUGGCUCCUGCAGGACGAGGACUCCUUUAAGGAACCUCUGGGGACCGCUGACAGCGCCGACUCUGCUUUGUUAUGCCCCGGGGAGGCUGCCGGUGGCCGGGGCGGCUCAGCGUCAGAGCACCACAGAGGGGACACAGUUUCGGAGGCGAGCGUGACAGGAGCGGGGCCCGUCGGGAUGAUAUGCAACAAGAACGGAGACUGUAGAAGGGACCCGACCAGUUCAGGGAGCCUGUCGUCUCUCAUCUCCAGACUGGAGAAGCAGGCGGAUGGAGCCGUAGGGAGUGAGGACGGAAAGGGGCAGGCCGGGGGGAUGGACGCCUCUGUCACUUCCGCGGGGUCCCUAAUUCAGGGGCCGGUCGGGGCUGAGGUCAAGACCAGCGCAGCGACGGAGAAGAAGGACUCCAGAGUUUCCUUCUCCAACGCCCCGACCAGUAAAGGUCAGAUGCCGCCGGGCGCGCAGCCAAGAAACUCUGUCACUUUCACCAAAGCGGAGGACAGCUCUCAGAUAGUUCCGGACGAUGGGGACUCUAGGGGCAACCAGACGUACAUGCAGCGGCAGUUCAGCUCCAUGCUGCAGCCUGGAGUUAACAAAUUCUCCCUGCGCAUGUUCGGGAGCCAGAAGGCGGUGGAGAAGGAGCAGGAGCGCGUAAAGUCUGCUGGGAACUGGAUCAUCCACCCAUACAGCGACUUCAGGUUCUAUUGGGACUUUACCAUGCUGAUGUUCAUGGUCGGCAACCUGAUCAUCAUCCCAGUUGGCAUCACCUUCUUCAAAGACGAGACGACGACACCCUGGAUCAUCUUCAAUGUGGUCUCGGACACCUUCUUCCUCAUGGACCUGGUGCUCAACUUCAGGACGGGCAUCGUGUUCGAAGACAACACCGAGAUCAUCCUGGAUCCCAAGAAGAUCAAGAAGAAGUACCUGAAGAGCUGGUUUAUUGUGGACUUUGUUUCCUCCAUACCUGUGGAUUAUAUCUUCCUCAUAGUGGAGAAGGGCAUCGACUCGGAGGUGUACAAAACGGCCCGGGCGUUGCGCAUCGUUCGGUUCACGAAGAUCCUCAGCCUGCUGCGCCUCCUCAGGUUGUCCAGACUCAUCCGUUACAUCCACCAGUGGGAGGAGAUCUUCCACAUGACCUAUGACCUGGCCAGCGCUGUGAUGAGAAUAUUCAACCUGAUCGGGAUGAUGCUGCUGCUGUGCCACUGGGACGGCUGUCUGCAGUUUCUCGUUCCCAUGCUGCAGGAUUUCCCGUCUGAUUGCUGGGUGUCACUUAACAAGAUGGUGAAUGACUCAUGGAGCGAACUCUACUCCUUCGCCCUCUUCAAGGCCAUGAGCCACAUGCUGUGCAUUGGCUACGGCAGGCAAGCCCCGGAGAGCAUGUCGGACAUCUGGCUGACCAUGCUCAGUAUGAUCGUGGGAGCGACCUGCUACGCCAUGUUUAUUGGCCACGCAACCGCCCUCAUCCAGUCUCUGGAUUCAUCGAGGCGGCAGUACCAGGAAAAGUACAAGCAAGUGGAGCAGUACAUGUCAUUCCACAAACUGCCGGCUGACUUCCGACAGAAAAUCCAUGAUUACUACGAGCACAGAUACCAAGGGAAGAUGUUCGACGAGGAGAGCAUCCUGGAGGAGCUAAAUGAGCCUCUGAGAGAAGAAAUUGUCAACUUCAAUUGCCGUAAGUUGGUGGCCUCCAUGCCGCUGUUUGCCAACGCCGACCCGAACUUUGUGACGGCCAUGCUGACCAAGCUGAGGUUUGAAGUCUUCCAGCCGGGAGACUACAUCAUCAGAGAAGGCACCAUUGGCAAGAAGAUGUACUUCAUUCAGCACGGGGUGGUGAGCGUCCUGACCAAAGGAAGCAUCGGCAUGAAGCUCAUGGACGGCUCCUACUUUGGCGAGAUCUGUCUCCUGACCCGAGGCAGAAGGACAGCCAGUGUUCGAGCUGACACCUACUGCCGCCUGUACUCCCUCUCGGUGGACAAUUUCAAUGAAGUGUUGGAAGAGUAUCCCAUGAUGAGGAGGGCCUUUGAGACAGUUGCCAUCGACCGACUGGACAGGAUAGGCAAGAAGAACUCGAUCCUGAUGCACAAAGUUCAGCAUGAUCUCAACUCUGGUGUUUUCAACAACCAUGAGAAUGAGAUGAUUCAGGAGAUAGUCAAAUAUGAUCGGGAGAUGGUUCAACAAGUGGAUGUACUACGGCCACGGGCAAUGUCCAUGACAUCUCCGCUCCCUGGCGGGAUCUUUUCUUCUCCUGGUUCCUCCACUCAGCCUCGAGACUCGGCAAUCGCCACCCUGCAGCAAGCUGUGGCGAUGAAUUUUUGUAACCCCAUGCAAGGAAACUCAGUGGGAGCAGGGCCCUUGCAGUCUCCUAGGAUGGUGAGGAGAUUCCAGGUGAUGCAGAGUGUACCCAGCCCGGUCUCUGCUUCUCCACUCCAGUCGCAACUCCUUGCCUCCGGUGCCUUUGCUCCAGUCUUGGCCAGUCCCCCUGUUCAGAGUCCACUGGCUGCUGGAGGACGAUCAUUCCAGUAUGGAUCCAGUGCGCUGACUGGCCCGAUAUCAGGCUCCCAACUAUCUCUAGUUCAGCAGCACAUAUCCAGUCCUGCACACCGGGCCAGCAUGCAUAAGAGCACCCAUUCUUUGCACCUGGGAAGCCUGAGCCAAGAUGUCAGGGCCCUGUCAGCAUCUCAGCCCUCACUGCCUCACGAGGGGGUGCAACCAGCUGUCCCCAGUCCACCCCAGUCAAUACAAGUUUCUUCCACUUCUAUUGGACCCCCUCAGUUGCCAAUGGGCCUCUCAAGCAUUCGGAGUGCAGUUCCUCAUAGGGUAGUACUCCCCCACCAGAUGUCAGUGGGGGCCUUCCCUGUAGCAUCUUUGCCUGGUUCUGUGCAUGGUUUUGCAGCAGGGGUGGCAGUGGGUAGCAUGGGGACAGGCCAGGGGGACACGCUGCCACCUAAAAAGGACUCAAUAACGAGCCUUCCAGAGACAGACCACAUCAAGGUGAGAUCUAGGCUAUCCUCAAAUUUGUGAUCUCAAUCAAACUGUUCUCGGGGGAGUGACUGAAUGAGGAACACGAUCACAGGAACAUGUUCCUCUUCUUUUUCCAAGUUUGACUAUCUGAAUGUAUGAAUGUUGAGCGAGUUGGCAGCAUCCAAAAUAUAUGAAUCUAAUGACAUUUGAUUCUACAACACUGAGAUGUUUCUACUCACAGGUGUAGUUGCACAGAUAAGUAAAAGUGAAGUAGCAUAUUUCACGACAUAGCUAACAAUAUAUUCUUCAGUGUCCUCCCAUUCUCCUCAUACCAUAUGAACCUGAGGUCAGAUGGUUUAAAAUUGUUAUUCAGGGAACUGCUUUAGAAAUCAGACGUUGGAACUUAAUUUGUGAUUAUUUACUGUAACUUCGUAACGUGCCAGAGCUUCUUCUUAAACUUUUUUGCUUCAUUGUCCCUUUCAAUAUAUCUUAUCGACUUAUUGGGAAGCACAAAUGACAAAAAAAAGAGACAAUUUUUGACUACCUUACGACAACGGUAAAAGCCAUACUUCAGAUAAAAUAUUAUGAUUGGACUGCUGACAGUAUUAAGAAAACUAUAAUUUUACUGGCAUUUCUUCUAGCAGUGAAAAUGUAACACGCAAAACCCCCAAAAUUCUUAAAAGGAUAGUUUGGUUUUCAGUAGAUGGCGGGCAGAGAAAAUUUUGAUUGAAGAAAUAAUCUUACACAGGAAGAAUUGUUUCUCAGGCUCCAUUCACACCAGAUUGGGACUGGCUUAUGUCCUCCAGACCCUCCAUGACUGUCAGGAGGUUGCUGAGUCAGGCAAAAUAUCAAUUUCAGUAGGCAGGCGAUAAUCCUGCGGUGCCUUUAGUACUCAUCGAUAACUCUCAUCAAAUAUGUGUUUUUGUGUUCUCGCAAACCUACAGCCACAAGUGUCACAUCUUCUCUAAGGAGUUUCUUAUCAGUGCAUAAAUAUUUGACACCAUCAGUUUCAAUCUUACUAUGGUUUUCUGAAUACUUUGUACUGCUGGCAUCCCGUGUGAUAAUGCUAACUGGGUGCAAUGCUGUACAUCUUAAACUCUUCAUGUAACCCCACUAUGAAAGAACCAAACUAUUCAGUUAAGAUCAAGGGGGAUUUUAUAAUCCAUACUGAAACUACAGUGGUGGGAUGAAUGUGAUUUUUUGUGUUUUUCUUUCUUUUUUUUUCAAAAUAAUUGAUUUGUGCUCUAGUUAUCCCCAUGUUUGUUCACUUUAUAGUUUGUAAAUCUAUAGAGGAUGAGCUUUCAACCCUACAUCACUAUGCACCUUUUUGUUUUGUUUUUAAUGGUUCAACAACAUCUUUUCAACCACAUGGAAAUUCCUACUAGCAGCCAAAAAUGUUACAGUAAAUUAUGCAAAGUUCAACAACUGGCUGAUAAUUUUGUUUUUUUUCUUUUAAAUGAAAAAUGAUAUAUAUAAAACUUACUUACUAGCCAUGGUGAGAAAAAGGUUAUUGACAACAAAGAAACAUUCUUAUAUCUGCUGGAUGUAUCCAAGAAGUUAAAGAAACAAAGUUUGCUUUGGGCCUCUGCAGCGACUGAUCAGACUCAAAUGCAUCCCAGGAGGCAGUUCUUAUUGCCCAGACUUGAACUGCGAUUCACUGCCAGUUACAAACUAGAAACUUAUUACAAGUUCAAUUGUAAACUCAGGCCCCUAUCAUUGCAAUGUAAAUUCAUUAUUUUCUAAUACUGAGUUUUCACUUGCCUUUAGUGGCCGUUUAGGCGAUGCAUCUCUAUGCCAAAGUCAAUUCUCGCAAAUAAUGAAUCUCCUGUUACCGCCACCAUUUAGAUAAACAGCCAAGGACAGCACCGAACCUUCGCAGGACGCAUAUUGCAGUGUGCCUCUGUCAUUGAUGCCUCGGCAAGAAAUCAUCGAAUGCCACUGAUUUGUGUCCAAAAGCAUUAGGAAGAAGACCCUUUUCUCCCGGACCCGACAUCCUAUUCACCUCAGCUCACGAUUGGCUGAAUCAUUACAGGGUAAUGAGAGUGGAAAAUGGAAUCCCUCAGGCCUGUUUGGGUCCGUUAUUAUCAUCCUUCAGCUGGAUUUCAUUAUACUGUGCCAAUAAUGAGUUCCUCUCCUAUGAUCAUUUUGCAUUCGCGUCCUGUUUAGUCUGCGCUCUUGCACAGUCAUCCACCUUGGGAGUUUCAAAUUGGACAAAAAAAGUAGAUGGUUUUAAAGUUGUUGUUUUUUAAGAUCUAUUGUGGGUUUUUUUUUGUCUUGUGAUUAAAUUAUGCCCACAGGAACUGAUUUAGGUACUCCAAAGUAAUUAAUACAGGCUUGUUAUGAGAACUGUGCUUAUUUUACACUGUGUCCUGGGAUAGAAGACGCAGUUGGUGACCAAAUUAGUUUUGGACCUAUAACCGAGACAAGAGCAAUGGUGCAGGGGAAAACGGAACUAAAACGGGACUUACCAUGUAACAAUAGUAGUUCAUGUGUACAUUCACUGAGCACCUUUUUGGGCACAUCUGUUCAGUUGCUUUCUUCCACAGAUACGUCAGGCAAAGACUUGGCAGCAUUUCAGUGCAAUUAGGAAUCUAGUUGACUUCAACACAACUUGAGUUCAAACCAAUAACCUGCAAAGGGGACGGAAGAGGGCUUAAAUCUAUUUACUGUAGAUGUUGGUGCCAGAUGGGCCAGAAACUGAUGCUCUACAGGGACUUUCACUCACAACUAUCUUUGGGAUUUCCAGAAAGUUGUGAAAUCCCAAAGUUGUGUAAAAGAAACUCAACUUUCGAGGUUGCAAAUGGUGCGUAUGUUUUCUUGGCACAUUUCGGACAACUUGGUGCCAAUUGAGCAUUGUGGAACACCUGGACCUAUAACCGAGACAAGAGCAAUGGUGCAGAGUAGAGUCACCAACCACCUCUUUUCCAUUAUGGUCACAGUGUAGCCAUCUUCUGUACCAUGUCAUAAAGCUCAAUCCCAGACUCAUUUACUUAGACACUGUUCACUGUGAACAGUAUCUCAAAUGUGAACACAUUUGAGAUAUGGUCGGAUUGGGACAUUUUAACUAAGGAUGUUCAGCCAACAAAUCUGCAGCAACUUUUGAUCUGUCUUUCCAAAAUGUGCCAAGACCUUGGAGAGAUGUUCCUAGGCACCUGGUUGAAUCUAUGCUGCUGAAGAAUUAAGUCAUAUCUGAAGGCAAAACGGUGCCGGAACUAGAACUAGCCUGGUGUACCUAUUAAAGUGGCCAGUGAAUGUACAUUCAGAGAACCAUCACAGAGCUCCAGAUAUUGCAUGUACUUUUUUGACCAAUAAAAACACUAUAAUUUUCAUAAAACCCAUCAGUGUAGAAUUAAACCAAAGCUACAAAUGAUGCAGCUUUUGAACACAAAACUGGCCUGACGCAGAUCAGAUAUCAGAACAUUAAAUGAAUCCAGUCUGUUCCGAUGAAUGUGACAUUUGUGACAAGCAAUAAUGGUCUAAAAGAAGACUUAGUGGUAAACUUAUGCAGAUGAUGCUCAAUUAUACUCUUGAUUUGUCUGUGGAGAUGUAACAUUUUAAACCUUACACCGGUUUUUGAAACUCUACUGAAAAUUUUGUGUUGGUUGUUUCUUUUUGUAAGCCGAUAACUCAGUUUAAACCACCACCCUUACUAUGAAUAACUUGAUUGACAUGGUUAUUUCUAUGUGUAAACAUAGCUUGCAUCAUGUAAACGAGACUAUUUAUUUAUGUAACCUGGUUCACUAUUAUUGUAGACCUAUUAAAAAAGGACAUGUUGAAAUAACUAUUGUCUUACUCUUGACAGAAAGCAUAUUAUGAUCUGGACUGAACUGACAAAUCUUCAAAAUUAAA